GCAAAGUAGGGCUAUACAAUGUAUAAACACCUAGGAACCUUCUUGAAUCCUGAAGAGCCAUCAGAAGACGGACUGCUGUCAGACAGUGCAAAUGCUACUGAGGACUGUCUUGGUGAUUUUCCAAAUUCUUCAUCAGAAGAGCAGUUGCUGGAUACUGCAUUUCAAGCAUGCGAUACAGAGGGAAAAGGAGAAGUGACAGUGUAUCAAAUCAUUGACUACUUGAAGAGUGUAACAGAUCAAACUUGUGAUGGAGACCGUCUCCAACACCUUUGUAAGAUGCUGGAUCCUGAAGAUCAGGGAAGAUCGUUAGAUUUGCCAACGUUCCGUAGGCUCAUGAGUGAGUGGAUUGCCAGCUGCUGCAAUGACAGAUAUGUUACUGAAAAGGUGGAAGAUAUCAAAUCUGAAAGUGGUUCAUAUUUACCAUGUGCAAAUGUAUUUGAGCAUGGAGCAGAGCAUGAAGGUUAUGGCGGCGGUGAUGUUAAUAAAUUCUUGGGAGAACAUGCAUAUUUCGUCAGCAAAAUCAGAGACCUUAACUUUGCUAACAAGAAGCUAAUGGAUCAGAAAAUUAAGCUUCAGAAGAGCUUAGAAACCGCAGAUGAAACAAACUCUCACUUGAUUGAGGAAAUAUCUGAAGUGAAGAGCAAACUGAAAAUUUCCCAGCAGGCGGUGUCUCAUUCAAGAUCUUUAAGCAACGAGCUGGAAGACCUGAAGGCUUAUACCAAGAGUCUAGAAGACAAAAUUUCUGCCUUUGGUUCACAGAAGGAAGAAUUGGAAAAGGAUAAUUUGUCACUUAGCAAUCAAAGAGAGAUGCUUCAGGAAGAGAUUUAUAACCUGCUUAUUGAAAAAGACAAAUUAAAGGGGAACAUCGAUAGCCUAACUGCUGAAAAGGGAAAGAUGGGGCACCAGAUCUCUGAAUACAAAAGACUUAUCUCGCAGAAGGAGAUGCUUCUGGAAGAUAGAAAUGUUCAGUCACAUCGACUUCAGAGCAUCUUAGAAGAACACAGACUUCAGGUACAGGUGCUUAAAAGAGAAAAGCGACUAUUGCAUGAACAGCUGUUACAGCCAAACAAAGACAACAUGUUCUUGCAUCAAAGUGUUUCAGUGAAACAACUGCCUCUGCCAGUGCAGUCAGUACAUAGGGAGCUGGAGGAGAUACAAGAGCAGAAGAAAUGUUUUAAGACUGAGCUCCUAAGCCCUAUAUGUGGAAUAUCUCAGGCCACAGGCUCCCAUAUGCUCUGCCCCAUUCAGGACGCUGACAUGACAUCUGAUGAUGCCUGGGCUAUAACUGAGUUACUGCUUGUACAGCUUAAACAGGGCACAGAGGCUCUUAUUACGUCCGUUCAUGAAAUGGCUUCAUCUGAUCAUUCAGUCUCAUAUCUGUAUGAGAAGAGCAGCCAUUUCUUGCAGGAACUCAACUACCUGCUUGAGCUGAAGAACAUUUGGGAAAGGCAGUCGGGCAGUUUAAGCGGAGCCCUGCAGCUGUACACAGGGAAGGAGACGAGGAAACCGGACACACAUGAGUUCCCUGCUACCAAAUGGAUAUGCACAGAUAUGUUAGACACACCGACAGUGCCCUACAUGCAGCUGCAGAACAAGAGCUCAAUCUGGCUAACUGUCUUGCUUCUUGGCACACUGAUGUUUUGUCCGGCGUGGGCAGGGGAGCACAUCUGGACUGUAUUAAAAGGAGAGUUGUGGCCUCAUCUGGACUUGCAUUACCCUUCUCCACCUCCAGUUUAA
Xenopus laevis (African clawed frog) is the source of this 1737-nucleotide messenger RNA. It is a transcript of the gene kash5.S, whose product is annotated as coiled-coil domain containing 155 like S homeolog. NCBI's taxonomy places the organism in Eukaryota, Metazoa, Chordata, Amphibia, Anura, Pipidae. Gene Ontology annotation, biological process: spindle assembly; telomere localization; chromosome localization to nuclear envelope involved in homologous chromosome segregation. The transcript has 17 exons. Gene Ontology annotation, cellular component: chromosome, telomeric region; meiotic nuclear membrane microtubule tethering complex; meiotic spindle pole. Gene Ontology annotation, molecular function: dynein complex binding; calcium ion binding. The coding region runs from base 19 to 1737 and encodes 572 amino acids. The record is from RefSeq and is a predicted model, not a curated record.